AUGGCAAAGCGUCAGAACGGCAAAGUCGACCUUGAGACGGCAUUGAAGCGUCGAAAGUUAGUUGCCGUCAAUCAGAAAGGGCUCUGGAGUAGCGCAGCCAUCAAGAAAGAAACCAUAGAAGGUAGUGUUGGCAUCAAGACGGAGCCCACGAAGGAAUGCCGUUCCAAGACAUCUCAGAAACCAAGCGUUGUCGAGCAAGAACCUAAAGAGCCUAUCAUCACGAACUCAACAAAGCGCGGCACCGCCACGACAUCGGCAUUGUCAGAAAGAAUGCUAGCCAAGACACUUUCGAAUGUCCAAAGCAACCAGAUCAAGAUUGCAGCGGCUGCCAUGACGAAGCUGCAUAAAACCUGCAAAAGUUGUCCUCUUACACGAAAGCAAGCCUUCAAAGCGGGAGCCCCAAGUCUCGUCUUGAAGGCAAUGUCCAAAUGGGGCAACACGGAGCUGAUUCAGAUAUACGCGUGUGCCACACUGCAACUGAUUGUGCUUGAUGAUUUGAACGGAGCUGCAGUGCCCUUUCACGGCAAGGACAUGCUCAAGGCCAUUUUGACGGCAAUGAAUUACUUCCCCGAAUCACAAAAGGUCCAACUGGUCUCAUUCACAGCAAUGUCAAGCUUGUUUUCCAAUACAUCAGAGUUUGAGGCACGGCACUACGCCGAGUACUUUGUCAAGGAAGUCAAUGGCAUUGCAGUGUGCUUGCAAACGAUGGAAAGCUAUCUCAAGGAUGCCAAGGUUCAGCAAGGGGCGUUGGAACUGCUCUACGCCAUGUUCCGAGUUUCAGGCUGCAGAAUCCCGAUUCGAGUGUCUGGCGCCAUCACCUCGGUUGCCAAAGCAAUUGACAGCCACCGCCAGAACGAGGAUAUUCAAGAGUGGGGAGGAGCCGUCAUGAAAUGUUUCUUCCCUUGA
Messenger RNA from Seminavis robusta, 906 nucleotides. The record is from the annotation of a GenBank genome assembly. NCBI's taxonomy places the organism in Eukaryota, Bacillariophyta, Bacillariophyceae, Naviculales, Naviculaceae.